UCUCGUGAAGAUAACCUGUCAACAACGAAUUCCGAAAAAUUUUCAUUAUUGUUUUCACGUUAAACAGAAAAUAUGCAUACAUUUAUAUAUAAUACUUUUAUUUACAAUUCGACGCUGUUUUCCUUUUCGACGCGCUGUUAAAAGGAGGAAAGUGUGUUUACUUAUGCAGAAUGUUAAAUUAUUAGUUUUCUGUUUCAAAUUUUCUUCAGUAGUCAUAUUUUUUUGCCACAGAGAAAGUUUUCUAUAGAGAGCAGUUUCCUACUAGGUUGAAAAUUAUGGGUACUGAUAUUUUAUUUGAAAAUCAUACCAUCAAAGAAAUACAGGAAAUUGAAAAGAAAUUGAGAAAUGACAUUGAACGUAAAAAGGAAGAACUCAGGCAGAUGGUGGGAGAGAGGUAUCGGGACCUCAUGGAAGCUGCUGACACAAUUACUGAAAUGAAAGAUAUUGCUGAGAGUGUUAAAAAUAGGGUCAAAUCCAUUGAAGAUAGAUGUUAUGAAUUGCAAGAAGGUAGUUUACGAAAAGGAAUUUUAAGUACAAUUCAAGACAAGGUAGCAGAAAAAAGGAAAUCAAAUGAAUUACUAUACAUAAUAGCUUCUCAAAUAAAAAUUUUAAUGGAUUGCCCAACAAAAAUAUGGUCUUCCAUUGAGAAUGAAGAUUUUGUAAGUGCUGUUUCCUUAUUCUUGUUAGCUCGUCAUACUCAUUCUCUGCUCAUGUUGGAUCCUGUUUACCAAGAACAAAGGAUAUCUGUGCAAUUUCCCAUUAUUAAAAGGCAGUGGACAUCUGUAAAUCAUCUGAGAUAUGUUUUAAUGCAGAAUUGCCAGCGAAUACUAGAAACAGAAAAUAUUGAACCAGAGAAUGUUGUAGGUCCAAUGUGUUGUUCUUCUUUAUUGUCCAAUUCAUCAUUAGAGGAAGUUUUUAUGGAAAUUUUAGAAGUGCGAAAGAAUGUAUUGAAGUCAGUAUUUCGUCCAGAAAAGUAUGCGAAGGAUCAGAUAUGUGAAUUUGUUGUUGUAGUACAAAUGACAUUGAAAAUAAUUUAUGUUUUACUCUAUCCUAAAGAAGAAUUUGACUCGAAUAAUGAGUGCAAAACAAAUCUAUUACAACGAACAUUACAAAGGGUUAUUAGCAAAGAAGCAUCAGGUAAUGAUUAAAAUGUAUUAUAUACUUUUUU
Stegodyphus dumicola is the source of this 1168-nucleotide messenger RNA. It is a transcript of the gene Cog1, whose product is annotated as conserved oligomeric Golgi complex subunit 1. Lineage: Eukaryota; Metazoa; Arthropoda; Arachnida; Araneae; Eresidae. Gene Ontology annotation, cellular component: Golgi apparatus; COG complex. The record is from RefSeq and is a predicted model, not a curated record. Gene Ontology annotation, biological process: intra-Golgi vesicle-mediated transport.